Euleptes europaea (tarantolino) is the source of this 799-nucleotide messenger RNA. It is a transcript of the gene IGFBP4, whose product is annotated as insulin like growth factor binding protein 4. Bases 10 to 789 code for a protein of 259 amino acids. The transcript is spliced from 4 exons. The record is from RefSeq and is a predicted model, not a curated record. Gene Ontology annotation, biological process: regulation of insulin-like growth factor receptor signaling pathway. Gene Ontology annotation, cellular component: extracellular region. Lineage: Eukaryota; Metazoa; Chordata; Lepidosauria; Squamata; Sphaerodactylidae. Gene Ontology annotation, molecular function: insulin-like growth factor I binding; insulin-like growth factor II binding.
GCCGCGGCCAUGCCCUCGGGGGCAGCGCUGCCCGUGGCGCUGCUGCUGCUGCUGGCGCGGCUGGGCUGGGGCCGCCCGGAGGCCAUCCAGUGCCCGCCCUGCUCCGAGGAGAAGCUGGCCCGCUGCCGGCCGCCGGUGGGCUGCGAGGAGCUGGUGCAGGAGCCCGGCUGCGGCUGCUGCGCCACCUGCGCCCUGGCCCGCGGGCUGCCCUGCGGCGUCUACACCGCGCGCUGCGGCGCCGGGCUGCGCUGCUACCCGCCGCGGGGCGUCGACAAGCCCCUGCACACCCUCAUGCACGGCCAGGGCGCCUGCAUGGACGCCGACGAGGUGGAGGCCGUCCAGGAGAGCCUCCAGUCCACAGAACAGGAGGAGGUUGAACUCCCCACCAACAUCUUGAACCCCUGCAGCAGCCACGACAAAAAAUGCCUCCAGAAGCAGCAAGCCAAACUGCGCGAAAGGAUGAACAUGGGGGUUAAGAUGAGGAACACUGGGGUCCUACCUGCCCGGGAGGAUACCCGGCCAGUGGUCCCAGGCGCAUGUCAGAGUGAACUUCAGAGAGCACUGGAGAGGCUAGCAGCUUCCCCACCCAGGACCCAUGAGGAUCUCAACAUCAUCCCAAACUGUGACCGCAAUGGGAACUUCCACCCCAAACAGUGUCGCCCGGCGUUGGAUGGGCAACGAGGCAAAUGUUGGUGUGUGGAUCGGAAAACCGGGACCAAGCUGCCAGGAAGCCUGGAGCUCAAGGGAGACCUGGACUGCCACCAGCCUACAGAGGGAGCCCAGGCGUGACUUGACUGAU